Plasmodium gonderi is the source of this 4350-nucleotide messenger RNA. Its product is annotated as leucine--tRNA ligase. Gene Ontology annotation, molecular function: leucine-tRNA ligase activity; aminoacyl-tRNA deacylase activity; ATP binding. Lineage: Eukaryota; Apicomplexa; Aconoidasida; Haemosporida; Plasmodiidae. The record is from RefSeq and is a predicted model, not a curated record. Gene Ontology annotation, biological process: leucyl-tRNA aminoacylation; mitochondrial translation. Gene Ontology annotation, cellular component: mitochondrion. Bases 1 to 4350 code for a protein of 1449 amino acids. The transcript has a single exon.
AUGCCAUUCAGCUUAAUUCUAACAAUUGUCAUAUACUACUUACUGGUAUGUAAAAAGGAUAAUAAUGUGUUUUCAAUAAAAAUUCCAUUUAAAGAUGGUACUUAUUCGUUCGUACACCCAGGUCAUGGUAUGACCUUUACAAGAAAUGGGAAAAGGAAAAGAUAUGUGUAUAGGGUAAAAGCAUAUGAUUUUAGAUCCAUCGAGAGGAAAUGGCAAAUCGUGUGGAAUUCAAAGAGACUGUUGGAUAGAGACUUUGAACAAUUCAACAAACAGUUUGUGGGAAAAAAUAUUGGGAACGACAGGAGUGAUUCAGAGGAAGAUUUCCAAAAAGAAGGGAGAGACGAAAGUAGUGAUGCUGAAGAGAACUUCAAAAUAAAAGGAAGAGAUGAAAAUGGUGAAGGAAGAAAAUUGAGAAGAAAGUUUUACAUCUUGGAUAUGUUUCCAUACCCAUCAGCCCAAGGACUUCACAUGGGUCAUAUUCUCUGCUUUACAAUAACAGAUGUGAUUAGUAAAUUCAAACGUAUGAACGAUCAUUGUGUUUUUCACCCUAUCGGAUGGGAUAGUUUCGGAUUACCAUGUGACAGAUUAUCAAUGAAAUUGAAAGUAGAUCCAAGAAUAAUUAUAAAGAAGAAUAUUUUGAAUUUUAAAAAGCAGCUAAUAAAGUUAGGAUUUCUGUUUAAUUGGGAUGAAGAAAUUAACACAUGUGAUGAAAGUUUUUAUAAAUGGACUCAGUGGAUUAUCAUACAAAUGUAUAUGAACAGAUUAGGAUAUAAAAAGAAGUCUUAUGUAAAUUGGUCAAAAAGAAUUAAUUGUGUAAUUUCAAAUGAUGAGAUGAAAAAUGAAAUGAAUAAUUUAGAAUUUUUAAAAAUUAAAAAAAUGAAAUUAUUACAAUGGUAUCUUAGGAUUACUAAAUAUGCAAAUAGACUAAUUGAUGAUUUGAAACUUAUCAACUGGCCAGAGAAAAUAAAAAAUAUGCAAAUUAAUUGGAUAGGUGAAAAAAAAGGAAUAAUUAUAAAAGCUAGAAUUAUACUUUUUGACGAAUGGGUUAAUCAGACAUUUUUAUAUGAACGUUCAUGUAAGUUCAUGACGCAUGUUCAUUACAGUAGCAUCUACAGAAAUGUAGAACUCACGCUUUUGUUUAAUUAUUUGUAUUCGCAUGAAAUAGAUGAUGCACCUUUGCAUGGUGUUUCUCGCUAUGAAUUCUUUUCCUCAUUCGUAAGAGGGUUAGAAGAGGAUGACGCUUCCUCUUUAGCUACCUAUCAGAUGCACUCAAAGUGGCCUGAUCGUGAUGUGAAGGAGAAAAAGGGACUAAAAGAUGUGGAUCAUACAGAAGACAAGUUAGAUGAUUUUUUACAUCCGAUUCAUCUUGAUUGUAAUCGUGAGAAUUAUGAGGUACAAAAGGAGGAGGAGGAGGGUGAAGUAUGGAAUUUACUAAGUGAGGUAGAACCAAGUUUCCACAGGAUAUGCUCUUUAUGGGAAAGUUCAGAAAAAGACCAGAGUAAAAAUAAAAAAGAAGAUUUAUUAAAAGUGGAAAGCUAUAAAAUAGAAAAUGAGAAAGAUUUGUAUGUGAAAAUAUUUUUAAAUUAUAAAGAAGCCAUUUUUCAGAGAGAUAAAAUUCUAAUCAGUGUUAACCACCCGAACAUCAAGCAAAUUGUAAAUAAAAGAAAAUAUUUAUUAAACUUCGUGAGAAAAACGGUUAAACAGAGCGAUAAUGAGAGACUAAAAAAUGAAAGUAUUUAUUUCACGGGUUCGGUUAUUUACAACCCUAUAAUCAAUCAGUAUAUUCCUAUAUUUGUAUGUGCAUUCAUAUUAGAAAAUAAUAGGAAUAUUCUUUUUGUGAAAAAGGGAAAUGUCACACAAGUGAGUGAAACUAGACAAAGGGAAUUGACUCACAACUUCUUGCGUGCAUCUAAUUAUGGCAAAAGAAAAAGUGUUUAUAAUUUGAGGGAUUGGCUUUUUUCGAGACAGAGGUAUUGGGGAGAACCUUUUCCAUUUCUUUUCCCAGUGAGAAGCACAAAAGAGAAUGAGGAGUUGAAAUCAUUGGAGGCGAAGCCAAAUGCAUCGAGGGAGGAAUCUCCUCAUAUGGAAAAUGCUACCCACUCGAAUGACAACUCCUCCACCCCAAAGAAAGAAUCCACCAAUGACUCCAACAUUGAAAUUAAAAAUAUCUGCAAUUCAUUGGAUAGUGACAUAUACAUAGACAAUAUUCCUGUACAUCUACCAAAGUUUGAUAAAAGAAUAUAUGAAGUUAGUAAAAGCAAAAAUAAAAGUUAUACGCCUGUCCUUUCGAGAUUUAAAAAAUGGAUUUUUCAAAAAAAAAAUAAUGUUAUGUACAAGAGAGAAUGUGAUAUAAUGCCUCAGUGGGCUGGAUCUAGUUGGUAUUACUUAAGAUACUUGGAUUCGAAAAAUAAAGAACAAAUUUUUGAUAAAGGAAAAGUAAAAUUGUGGCUUCCUGUUGAUUUAUACGUUGGAGGAAGUGAACAUGCUGUGCUACAUUUGCUUUAUGCAAGAUUCUUCCACAAGUUUUUGUAUGACCUCAAAUUGGUUAAUCAUAAAGAACCCUUUCAGCAAUUGUUUAAUCAAGGGAUCUUGCUUAGUGCAACAUCAUUUUUUGUUUACACCACACGCAUGGGUAAUCUGAUUAGCUACUCUGCUGUUUUGCGUGAGCAAACACAAAACGGGAGAGGUGCAUCACGUGGGGUCAUACAUGACAGAUGUGCAGAUACAAACACGGGCUCUAGUGGAAGUAGCAGGUGCAGUGAUAGUAGUAAUUGCAGUGAUAGUAGCACUUGCAGUGAUAGUAGAAGUUGCAUCACCAGUAGAAGUAACAAUGGCGAUGCAAAAGGUGAACUUAACAUGGGUGCUAAAGAAGGGAGUGAGAAUGGGACUGAAAUAGAGCAUCCCGAAAUGAACCAUUCGCAUGAGAGAAAUAUGAAAAAUAAAAAUGGUAGAGGCGAAGAGACAGAUGCGCUUUGUGUAGAAAAGGAAAAAGAAAAAGAAAUAAAUAAUGCAAUAGAAAAAAUGAUAAGAGGAAUUAAACCAAUAAUGGUAGGGAAGAAAUACAAAAAGUAUCAAAUUGAUGAAGAAUAUGUAAUUCAAAGAGAAGGAAAAUAUUAUUUAAAGAAAUAUCCAGAUAUUGAAGUUAAAGCAAUUUUUGAAAAAAUGUCUAAAUCGAAAGGUAACACAGUUAAUCCGAAUGAUGUAGUGAAGAAAUAUGGGUCGGAUUGUUUACGUUUACACAUUCUAUUUUUAGGACCCAUAGAUCAAAAUAAAAAAUGGAAUUUAAAAGGAAUAAAAGGAACCUUUAAGUUCUUGAACAAAUUGUAUAAUUUUUUUAUAAAAACAAGAGAAACGACGAAUGUCAAGAGGGAUGAGAAGAUGGGAAAAUUUGGAAAGAAGAAGGAACCAAGUGAAAGUAAAAUUGUUUCUUCUAAUGUUCAGAUAGGGGAAGACCAACAUAAUGAACGAAAAGGAACUGUUAAUUUAGAAAUAAAUGAAAACAAGAAUGAUAUGUAUGAAACAGAAUCUAAUACUGUGGGGUACUAUAACAAUAACGAUAUAAUUUGCUUAUCUUGUAUGAGAAAAAAAAGAAAUAAACAAUUAAUCCUGAAGUUUGAUAAAAUUAGAAGUGGGAAAGGGCAUGAUGAGAGAGAUAGAAAAAUGUUUGAAGAAAAAGUAGUAUUAUUAAAAAAGUAUUUUCAUAAAUUGAAAAGUGAAGAUCAUUUAUCGAAAGAACUAUCAAGCAUUAUAAUAAAAAAGAAAAACAAGGAAAUUGAAAAGGAAAAAAAAGAAAAAGCAAAUUAUUACAUCAAUAAAAUAACUACAUGUAUAAAUACUAUGAAGCUAAACACGGCUGUGUCUUUUUUUAUGAUGUUUUUCAAUGAGAUAAAAAAUUGGGAUUAUGUACCUUUAAAGAUCUUUUUAAUAUUUAUUAAAUUAUUAUAUCCAUUUUGCCCACACAUUUGUGAAGAAUUUUGGUUUUAUUAUUUGAAAAAGUACAAAAAGGAGAAAAAAAAGCAUAUUUGCUAUUUUUGUAAUUCCAAAUUAAUGUUCUUUUCCAGGUGGCCAUCACUGUUUCAAUUGAAGGAAGAGAAAUUGAACAGGCUGUCCAUUAGAUUGAAUAAUAAGCACGUGGCCUUUAUUGAUAUUGACACAUCUGAAGUUUCGAACAAAUCGAGGGAUUGUGAAAAUGUGAAGAAACACCCCGAUUAUGCGAAUCAUUCACAAAAUGUCAUACGAGAGGCCACAAAUGUGAUACGGGGUCGAAUCGAAAAAGAAAAUAAAAGAGGGAAAAAACUUGUCAACGUUGUGUAUAUUCCAAAUCGAGUAAUAAACUUUGUAAUGAAAUGA